Messenger RNA from Manis pentadactyla (Chinese pangolin), 2116 nucleotides. It is a transcript of the gene VTA1, whose product is annotated as vesicle trafficking 1. NCBI's taxonomy places the organism in Eukaryota, Metazoa, Chordata, Mammalia, Pholidota, Manidae. Bases 58 to 978 code for a protein of 306 amino acids. Gene Ontology annotation, biological process: late endosome to vacuole transport via multivesicular body sorting pathway. Gene Ontology annotation, cellular component: multivesicular body. The transcript is spliced from 8 exons. The record is from RefSeq and is a predicted model, not a curated record.
AACGGAAGCGGAAGUGUCUGUGGCGCGCGAGUAGGAAGUGUGAUUCCUGGAGUGGCGAUGGCCGCGCUUGCUCCGCUGCCCCCGCUCCCCCCACAGUUUAAGAGCAUACAGCAUCAUCUGAGGACGGCUCAGGAGCAUGACAAGCGGGACCCUGUGGUGGCCUAUUACUGUCGUUUAUAUGCAAUGCAAACUGGAAUGAAGAUUGAUAGUAAAACUCCUGAAUGUCGUAAAUUUUUAUCAAAGCUAAUGGAUCAGUUAGAAGCUCUUAAGAAACAGUUGGGUGAUAAUGAAGCUAUUACUCAAGAAAUAGUUGGUUCUGCCUAUUUGGAGAAUUAUGCUUUGAAAAUGUUUUUGUAUGCAGAUAAUGAAGAUCGUGCUGGACAAUUUCACAAAAACAUGAUCAAGUCCUUCUAUACUGCAAGUCUUUUAAUAGAUGUCAUAACAGUGUUUGGAGAACUCACCGAUGAAAAUGUGAAACACAGAAAAUAUGCAAGAUGGAAGGCAACAUAUAUCCAUAAUUGUUUAAAGAAUGGAGAAACUCCUCAAUCAGGGCCUGUUGGAAUUGAAGAAGACAAUGAUGUUGAAGAAAAUGAAGAUGCUGGAGCAACUGCUCUGCCCAUGCAGCCACCUCAGCCAUCAACUUCAGCUUAUGACCCAAGCAACAUGCCAUCAAGCAGCUAUAGUGGAAUACAGAUUCCUCCCGGUGCCCAUGCUCCAGCUAAUACGCCAGCGGAAGUGCCUCACAGCACAGGUGUAACAAGUAAUACUAUCCAACCUACUCCACAGACUAUUCCAGCCAUUGACCCUGCACUUUUCAGUACAGUUUCCCAGGGGGAUAUCCGUCUAACACCAGAGGACUUUGCUAGAGCUCAGAAAUACUGCAAAUACGCUGGCAGUGCUUUGCAGUAUGAAGAUGUCAGCACUGCUGUACAGAAUCUGCAGAAGGCCCUUAAGUUACUGACUACAGGCAGAGAAUGAAGCCUUUGUACAGCAGAUACAUGCAUUUUUGGCUUUAAGAACUAACAAUCCAUUACUCUAUCUUCAGCCUGUCAGGAGCACAAUUUUAAGGAAGACUUCAGUUCUACUGACUGUAACAAUGAAAUCUGUGUCUGUGUGUCAGAUGCCUGUUGAAGCAUUCAUCAGCAGCCUCAACCAGUUUUCAUUGUCCAUUUAGUGAUCCAUUAAUCUCUGGGUAGAUAGGGCAGAUGUUAGCAAGAUCCUAAAAGUGCCCAUAGAACCCUACGCCAGAAAAUGAAAACACAUUUCCAUAAAAUAUUUUGGGAAUAAGCUUUGUAUCUUAAUUUACAUAACUUGAAUUUUUUGAAUCUAUAAUUUGGACAGACAGUAUUACUUUGCUAUAAAAUUCCAAAUUUAACUUUUAAUAAAGAUUGCCACAAUAUUACAGAUAAGAAAUCACCUUUUUGUUUUCCUCAGUACUUAAAAAACAAAUACAAACAUCCUAAACUGUUAGAUGAGUCUGAAAGAGAUCAUAUUCAAAAUAAAAUUUUUAUCCAUGUUAUAACUAUAUUAAAAGUUUAAAAUUUUCAUAGAAGGAAAUAUAAGGUAAAAGAGGUAGAAUCACUUUUAGACUUGAGAAUAAUGUUGGGUUCCCAACUAGUUUCCCUUAUCCACUAAAGCUUAAUGUGAAUUGGUAUUUGCUUCAUUGGCAGUUUGACUGCAUGUAUUAGAGAAUGAAAAAAGACAUUUGUAGUAAUGCCUGGAAACUUGGUGCUUUAAGUUAAAGGUUCUCCUCUGCUGCUAUGGAAUGGAUUCCAUAGAGUGUAUAGCUAUGAGUGAUCCUGACGAUUGUAGGAGUUUAGAUUCUCAGUUGUUAAGUUUUUAAGUUUUGUGGGGAAUUACGGACUUAACUGUGUCAACUGCAUUUGUGCUGUGAAAAAAUAAAUAUGAGGAUUCUUUUAACUAGUUCAGCUUAUUACAGAGACAGGUGUCUGUUUUGAUUUGCAUACUAGAAUUUUCAUUUUUCUAAGUCACUAUUUCUAGUUACAGGAAUAUGUUCAUUUGUUCUACUGAGACUGAAGUCCUUUAACAUAGGAGUACAUAAACUGGUUGAUGGGCUGGCCACCUGUUGAGUAAAUAAAGGUUUAUUGAAACAAAA